Torulaspora delbrueckii is the source of this 987-nucleotide messenger RNA. RefSeq names its product homocysteine S-methyltransferase family protein. Lineage: Eukaryota; Fungi; Ascomycota; Saccharomycetes; Saccharomycetales; Saccharomycetaceae. The transcript has a single exon. The coding region runs from base 1 to 987 and encodes 328 amino acids. The record is from RefSeq and is a predicted model, not a curated record.
AUGGGCCGUGUUCCUCUCAGGAAAGUUCUGACUGAUUCGAGGAAAAUCCUAGUGCUCGAUGGUGGUCAAGGUACCGAAAUGGAGAAUAGAGGUAUCGAAGUUGCCAAUCCUGUGUGGUCCUCAAUUCCUUUCGUGAGUGAGUCCUUCUGGACCGAUGAGUGGUCCAAGGAGAGGAAAAUAGUCGAGGAAAUAUACAAAGAUUUCAUGAGUUCUGGUUCCGAUAUGUUGAUGACUGUCACUUACCAGGCCAGUUUCAAAGCUAUUGCGGAAAACACGGAGCUCCAAACUCUCUCUGAGUAUAAUUCCCUCUUAGACCGGAUAGUUGCGUUCUCCCGUCGCUGCAUCGGCGACGAGCGCUACUUAGUAGGAUCCGUGGGACCUUGGGCUGCUUAUAAUGCUAGUGAAUAUACCGGUGACUACGGCCUUCAUGCGGACAGCAUUGACUAUUAUGGAUAUUACAAACCACAACUGGAUAAUUUCAAUAAACAGGAAGAGAUUGAUAUGAUAGGAAUAGAAACAGUACCCAAUUUUCAUGAGCUGAAAGCUAUUUUGUCCUGGGAUGAAAAGAAGAUAGCGAAGCCAUUUUAUGUCAGUUUAACUACUCAUGAUAGUGGUGUCCUCAGGGACGGUACGGCAAUGGAGGAUAUUGCUCAAUAUAUCAAAUGUCUAGGAAACAAUUUAAAUCCCAACUUUAUGUUACUGGGCAUCAAUUGUGUUAGCUUCAAUGAUUCCAGAGACAUUUUAGAGCUAUUGCACAACGCUUUGCCAGAGAUGCUUCUAUUGGCAUAUCCAAACAGUGGCGAAGUGUAUGAGCCUAAAAAAAAAAUUUGGCUCGCCAAUAAAUGCAAGACAACGAGCUGGGAUUCAGUGGUUAAGAGCUUCAUAAACAGCGGUGCUCGUAUUAUAGGUGGCUGCUGUAGAACCAGUCCACAAGACAUUGCUGACGUGUCAAUAGCUGUAAAGAAAUACAGCAUGACAGCUGAGUGA